Messenger RNA from Erythranthe guttata (spotted monkey flower), 3310 nucleotides. RefSeq names its product plasma membrane ATPase 4. Gene Ontology annotation, biological process: proton export across plasma membrane. Gene Ontology annotation, molecular function: ATP hydrolysis activity; ATP binding; P-type proton-exporting transporter activity. NCBI's taxonomy places the organism in Eukaryota, Viridiplantae, Streptophyta, Magnoliopsida, Lamiales, Phrymaceae. Gene Ontology annotation, cellular component: membrane. The record is from RefSeq and is a predicted model, not a curated record.
UGGUAUGAAGGGAGGUCUCAUCUUGUGGAGAGGUAUAAAAGAGGGCAUAUGCAGCCAUCUUUUCUCUCACAACAAUAUCUCUCUCUCUCUCUCUCUCUCUCUCUCUCUCUCUCUCUCUCUCUCUCUCUCUCUCUCUCUCUCUCUCUUCAAUAUAAAGAUUCUUGAAGCUAGAGUGACAGGGCUGUGACCAAACAUGGAUAAGGCUCUUAGCCUUGAAGGGAUCAAGAAUGAGACUGUUGAUUUGGAAAAAGUUCCGAUCGAGGAAGUGUUCGAGCAGUUGAAAUGCAACCGCGAGGGUUUGAGUUCCGACGAAGGAGCCAACAGGCUCGAACUCUUUGGACCCAACAAAUUGGAAGAGAAGAAGGAAAGCAAAGUACUGAAGUUUCUAGGUUUUAUGUGGAAUCCUCUGUCAUGGGUCAUGGAAGCUGCAGCUAUAAUGGCAAUUGCCCUAGCCAACGGAGGGGGAAAGCCACCGGAUUGGCAAGAUUUUGUCGGUAUAGUUUGUUUGUUGGUCAUCAACUCCACCAUCAGUUUCAUCGAAGAAAACAAUGCCGGAAAUGCCGCCGCCGCCCUUAUGGCUGGCCUUGCUCCUAAAACUAAGGUGCUCAGAGAUGGAAAAUGGAGUGAGCAAGAAGCUGCAAUUUUGGUCCCUGGAGACAUUAUAAGCAUCAAACUCGGUGACAUCAUCCCAGCUGAUGCUCGUCUUCUAGAAGGAGAUCCUUUAAAGGUGGAUCAGUCCGCCCUCACUGGAGAGUCACUUCCGGUGACAAAACACCCCUACAACGAGGUCUUCUCCGGUUCGACUUGCAAGCAAGGUGAGAUAGAAGCUGUGGUCAUCGCAACUGGGGUCCACACUUUCUUCGGUAAGGCAGCACAUCUCGUGGACAGCACUAACCAGGUCGGACACUUCCAGAAAGUUCUAACCGCAAUCGGAAACUUCUGCAUCUGCUCCAUAGCAGUCGGUAUGCUGGCCGAGAUUAUUGUGAUGUACCCUAUUCAGCGAAGGAAGUACAGGCAAGGGAUUGAUAAUCUCCUUGUACUGUUGAUCGGAGGGAUUCCAAUUGCCAUGCCUACUGUGUUAUCUGUCACUAUGGCGAUUGGGUCCCACAGGCUGUCUCAGCAAGGGGCCAUCACUAAGAGAAUGACUGCCAUUGAGGAAAUGGCUGGCAUGGAUGUCUUGUGCAGUGAUAAAACGGGCACUCUCACGCUGAAUAAGCUGUCGGUUGAUAAGAGUUUGAUUGAGGUCUUUGCGAGUGGUGUUGACUCGGAACAUGUGCUGCUUCUUGCUGCGAGGGCUUCGAGAGUUGAAAAUCAAGAUGCGAUUGAUGGUGCCAUUGUUGGUACACUUUCUGAUCCAAAGGAGGCAAGAGCUGGUCUAAGAGAGGUGCAUUUCUUGCCAUUUAAUCCUGUGGAUAAGAGGACUGCUUUGACUUACGUUGAUUCCGAUGGGAAGUGGCACCGAGCUAGCAAGGGUGCCCCUGAACAGAUCUUGACCCUCUGCAACUGCAAAGAAGACUUAAAGAAAAAGGUUCAUGCUGUGAUUGAUAAAUUUGCUGAGCGUGGGCUGCGAUCAUUGGCUGUUGCUAGACAGGAAGUUCCGGAGAAAUCCAAGGAAAGCCCUGGUUCUCCAUGGCAAUUUGUUGGGCUCUUGUCACUCUUUGAUCCUCCUAGACAUGACAGUGCAGAGACCAUCCGCAGGGCACUCAAUCUUGGCGUCAAUGUCAAAAUGAUCACCGGCGAUCAACUUGCCAUUGCUAAGGAAACCGGGCGUAGGCUCGGGAUGGGAGUAAACAUGUACCCUUCCGCCUCUUUACUUGGGCAGCACAAAGACGAAUCCAUAGCUGGCCUUCCUGUUGAAGAAUUGAUUGAGAAGGCAGACGGUUUUGCUGGAGUCUUUCCAGAGCACAAAUAUGAAAUAGUGAAGAAGUUGCAAGAGAGUAAGCACAUUGUUGGAAUGACUGGAGAUGGUGUGAAUGAUGCCCCUGCACUAAAGAAGGCUGAUAUUGGUAUUGCCGUUGCUGAUGCUACAGAUGCCGCAAGAGGUGCCUCUGAUAUUGUGCUCACUGAACCUGGGCUUAGUGUUAUCAUUAGUGCAGUCUUGACGAGUAGAGCUAUUUUCCAGAGAAUGAAGAAUUACACCAUAUAUGCAGUCUCCAUCACCAUUCGUAUUGUGUUUGGUUUCAUGUUUAUUGCUUUGAUCUGGAAGUUCGAUUUCUCUCCCUUCAUGGUUUUGAUCAUUGCAAUUCUGAAUGACGGUACUAUUAUGACCAUUUCUAAGGAUAGAGUGAAGCCAUCUCCCUUGCCUGAUAGCUGGAAGUUGAAUGAAAUUUUUGCCACUGGUGUAGCACUUGGAAGUUAUCUUGCACUAAUGACCGUUAUAUUCUUCUGGCUGAUGCAUAAAACUGACUUCUUUCCGGAAAAAUUUGGAGUUAGAAACAUUAGAGACAGUGAGGAGGAAAUGAUGGCUGCUCUAUACUUGCAAGUGAGUAUUGUUAGCCAGGCCCUUAUCUUCGUGACCAGGUCUCGUAGUUGGUCAUACGUCGAACGCCCUGGAGCCCUGCUAAUGAUUGCCUUUUGCAUUGCACAACUGAUUGCAACUCUUAUUGCUGUCUAUGCUAACUGGGGAUUUGCAAGAAUCAGUGGAUGUGGAUGGGGAUGGGCCGGCGUAAUCUGGUUAUACAGCCUCGUUUUCUACGUGCCACUUGAUCUAAUGAAGUUCGCCACUCGUUACAUCUUAAGUGGAAAGGCGUGGCAGAAUUUGUAUGACAACAAGAUUGCUUUUACCGCAAAGAACGAUUACGGAAAAGAGGAGAGAGAAGCUCAGUGGGCUCUUGCUCAGAGGACCUUACAUGGGCUCCAAACAUCAGAAGCAAGUAACGUCUUCCAUGACAAGAGCAGUUACAGAGAACUCUCUGAAAUUGCAGAACAGGCAAAGAGAAGAGCUGAAAUUGCAAGGCUGCGUGAGCUGCAUACACUAAAGGGUCACGUUGAGUCAGUUAUGAAACUCAAGGGCCUUGACAUUGAAACGAUCCCGCAGCAUUACACCGUUUGAUUGAAGCGAAUCGAAUCGAAUCCCAAAAAACGAACUUGUCGUAAAAACAUGAUGUGUAGAUUGCAGAAACAAUAAUGGCUUACUUAUCUAGAUAAAAUACAGCAUUACACCAUGUAACUUUCUUGUUUUUUUUUUUUUUUUUCUUUUUUUCUUUUCUGAUGUAUCUAAUUUAUCUCCAAGUGUAAUGGUUUCUGUAUAAUAUAUAAUGCACAACAAUAUUGAUAAUUUUAAUUUCAUUUGGAAAAAUAUAGAACUUCG